GAUUGAGCUUCUGUGUACCCAUAUAAUUAGUUUCAUCUGCUUAAAUUGUGCAUUUGUGACUACCAUGUGCUGCUUCUUGUGCUUUGUGCUGUGCGCUCAGGACAAUAGUUUUUUAUUACACAGAGGAAACAGGAGAAGACAAAAUUAUGCCCUGCGACAAUGAAGAGAUAGAGAAAAGAAAGAGGAGGAUUUAUCAUAGCAAAUUGAACUAUUGAAAGCUCUGAAGUCUUUGUCGUCUGGAAUCUGGAUUCUUCGACUCCAAUACGAGAUCAGAUCAGAUCAGAUGCAAUCAAGUCUCUUCGUCUUCAUGAUCAUCUGAAAACUUCAAUUUAAUGCAUUUUAAGCUCGAGAGCUCAAGCUUUCAGGGAACUACUCAGUCUUAACUGCGCUAAAGUUUUCAACUUCAACAAAAACUUGAUCCCUGGAAACAAGUGUUCUCUUGAUCUGACGACCUGACGACUUUCACAUGUGACUACUUGUGGGUCUUGAUUGGUAUUUUUUCAACGGAUCAAACUUCCAAUUCAAGAAACUAUGGCGGCAGAGGCUUUUCUUGUGUCAUUCCUCCACUUGCUGGUUGACAAGUUGGCGCGUCGCGACGUCUUGAAGUACUUUGGACUCGUAAAAGGCGUCGAUAAGAAACUGACGGAAUGGAUUGCCACCUUGUCUGCAAUUGGAGCUGUGCUGAUUGACGCGGAGAAAAGGCAACUGGCGGAUGAGAGCAACAUACUGAAGCUCUGGCUCGAUGAUCUCAGGGACUUGGCUUUUGAUGCGGAAGACGUGUUGGAUAAAUAUCAUACUGAAAUGUUGAAACGUCAGAUACAUCAUGCUCAUUCCAGCGCAACAAGCAAAGCAUGGAAAUCAAUUCCUAAUGGUGUUUUCAACUUCAAGAUGAACUCAGACAUACAGAAGAUUACUGAGCGUUUACAAAAGAUAUCUGUACGAAAAGACCAGCUCGGUUUGAAAAUUGAUACUGGGACGUUGACUACAAGGGCACGCCAACACAUACCGCCUAGUUCUAGCCUACCAGAUGGACCUGUGAUUGGAAGGGAGGAGGACAAAAGGAAGAUUGUUGAGCUGCUGUCAAAACAAGAGCAUCGUGCUGUCAAUUUCGAUGUAGUUGCAAUUGUCGGUAUGGCUGGAGUCGGAAAGACAACACUUGCUGGACAAGUACUCAAAGAUAUGGUUGCAACCCAAAUGUUUCAACCAGCCGUUUGGGUGUGCGUAUCUGACAACUUCAACCUUGAAAGAGUGACAAAGCAAAUUCUUCAAUCAAUCACAUCUCGGCAAUAUACCACAGAAGAUUACGAGAAGGUUCAAAAUGAUCUGCAUAAGGAGUUAGCGGGGAAGAAGUUUUUAAUUGUUUUAGACGAUGUUUGGAAAACGUGUAGCUAUGGUGAAUGGAUGAAGCUGCAGUCCCCUUUUCGUGAUGGAGCACAAGGAAGCAAGAUAGUUGUGACAACACGUGAUACAGAUGUUUCAAAAAUGAUGGGAGCUGCCACGCUGGUUCACAAUUUGGUGCCUAUGGAAAAUGAUGUUUGUUUGCAAGUAUUUGAGCAGCAUGCAUUUUUGAAUGCUAACAACAAUAGACCACCAAACUACGAGUUACUUAAGGAGAAAAUUGUUGCAAAGUGUAGGGGAUUGCCUUUGGCCGCGAGGACCCUCGGUGGUGUUCUACUUCGUAAAGAAAUAGACGAAUGGGAAGAAAUAUUGGACAACAAAUUGUGGAGUCUCUCGAAUGAGCAUGACAUACUUCCCGUGUUGAGACUAAGUUACUUUUAUCUUCCUUCACAUUUGAAAAGAUGCUUUGCCUAUUGCUCAAUACUUCCAAAUGACUAUGAAUUCGGGGAGAUGCAAAUGAUCCUUUUGUGGAUGGCCGAGGGUUUGAUUCAUCCUCGACCAGAAGAUAAUAAGCAAAUUGAAGAUUUAGGUGCUGAUUAUUUUCGGGAGCUUGUAUCUAGGUCAUUGUUUCAAAAAUCAACUGCAAAUAUUUCAAGAUAUAUGAUGCAUGACCUCAUUGGUGAUUUAGCACGAUGGGCAGCUGGAGAUAUUUGUUUUAGAUUGGAGGAUAAGCAAAAUGAUGAUGGUGUACAACUUAAUCCGAAGGCACGCCAUUCGUCUUACCUUUUGGGUCAUUGUGAUGGGGUUAAAAGAUUUGAGGCAUUUUCUGAAGUGAAAUGUUUGCGAACCUUCUUGCCACUAAGAAAGGGUUCUACCUACUUUUUAAGUCGUCUGGUUACCUUUGAUUUAUUGCCAAAAUUGCAGUACUUGCGGGUGCUCUCUUUUAAUGGCUAUCGUAUAACUGAGCUGCCAAACUCAAUCGGUGAUUUGAGACAUCUACGGUAUCUUGACCUUUCCUACACAGCUAUAACUAGUUUGCCUAAAUCGAUAAGUACUCUUUACAACUUGCAGACAUUGAUAUUGGAAGGCUGUAAUGAUUUGAAGUCAUUGCCUGCAGACAUGAGUAAUCUAGUUAAUUUGCGCCAUCUCAACAACUCAAAUGUAUCUUCGUUGGAAGGAAUGCCUCCAAAACUAGGUAGAUUGGAGAAUCUCCAAUCUUUGCCCAAUUUUGUGGUGUGUGGUGGAAGUGAUGAAUCAGGGAUAAGAGAGAUAGGGCCCCUAUCGCAUCUCCGAGGGACAUUGUGCAUCUCAAGAUUGGAGAAUGUGACUGAUUUCGAGGAUGCUCAGAAGGCUGACUUAAAAUGCAAGGAGUGGCUUGAUUCUUUGGUUCUAGAAUGGUCUCAUUCAAGCGACACAAGAGAAACUGAAUCCGCUUUGCUUGACAUGUUACAGCCUCAUAGAAAGAUCAAGGAGCUCACCAUCAAGAGUUAUGCCGGAAAGGAAUUUUCAUCAUGGGUUGGAGGUCAUUUGUUCUCUAAUAUGGUGCUUGUGCGCUUAGAGGAAUGUAACAAUUGUUUAUCGUUGCCUCCUCUCGGACAAUUGCCUCAUCUCAGAGAACUUUAUAUUAUUGGAAUGAAUGCAGUGGAAAGUGUUGGUGCUGAGUUUUGUGGAGAGCGUAUGUUGCCUUUUCGGGUAUUAGAGACUCUUGAGUUUGUGGAAAUGCAGCAUUGGAAGGAAUGGCUUCCUUUCCAAGCCGAUCACGAAGGUGGUGCUUUCCCUUGCCUGAAAACACUCUUAGUAAAAAAAUGUUCUAAACUGGAGGGUAAACUGCCAGAGAACCUCAAUUCUUUAGCUAAGCUUGAAAUUGUUGAAUGUGAAGAAUUAGUGGUUUCAAUUGCCAACUGUAAACAACUUCGUCAGUUAAACAUUGACGGUUGUAAAGUGUUGGUGCACACAGCUGCUAAGGUUGAGUUUGAGUACUUAGAGUCCUUGUGCUUUUCAAACAUUUCGAAGGUGAUGUCUCUGCAAACAGGGGAAUUGUUGAAGAAGGGAUUAAGCAAGGUUAGAGAUUUGAAGAUCAGUGGAUGUGAGGAGGUGACGUCUUCACUGAAGAAUGAGGAGGGUAGAUUAUUGCAACAGUUGACUUCUCUUGGCAGUUUGAAAAUUGAAGACAACUCUCGUCUAGUUGAAGAAUUGGGAAAAGAAGCAGAGGAGUUGCAAAUAUCGGAAUGCAAGCUUGAAUUUCUGGAGUUAAAAAAGUGCGAAAAUCUUUUGAAGCUACCAAAAGGAUUAAAUCAGCUGUCGUCUCUUCAAGAGCUUCGCAUACACAAAUGUUCAAGUCUAGUUUCUUUCCCAGAUGUUGGUCCGCCACCUUCUCUUAAAGACAUCGAGAUUAGAGAGUGCGAUUCGUUGAUAUAUUUUGCAAAAUUCCAGAUUCCCCAAAAUCUCCGAAGAAUAAAGAUAACAUGGUGCAAAAGCUUGAAAUCACUAGUAGAUGAGGAGACUGUUGGUUCUUCUUGGUCGUCUUCUACUCAUACUUGUCUUGAGUACUUGAGUAUCAAAGGAUGUGAAUCUCUGACGUCGUUAUCAUUGAGUGGCCAGCUUCCCAGGACACUUAAACACCUUGAGAUAGAGAAUUGUGAACGACUGGGUUUAAUAGCACCGAACGGGUUCUUCAGCGACAACACCAAUCACUGCCUUGAAUAUAUUACCAUCUGGAAUUGCCAAAAUCUGAAAUCCUUACCGGAUGGCUUAUGCCACCUCAGCAAUCUUCAAACUCUAGGUAUUCGAAAAUGUGGAGGUCUUGUUUCCAUCCCGAGACUGAGUGAGGGGAGAAGACCCUCCAACCUGAGAAAUAUCGAGAUCACCGAUUGCGACAAAUUGGAGGCGUUGCCCGAAGACAUGCUCAAUCUCAACUCUCUUGAGUACUUGAGCAUCGACUACCGUGAAGGUUUGACUUUUCCUCCCAACCUAACAUCACUUAUAAUAUGGAAGGUCAAGAGUUGUAAGUCAUUGUGGGAGUUGGAGUGGGGGUUGCACAGACUCACCUCUCUUAGAGAAUUAUGGAUCAUCGGUGAAGACCCAGAUACGGUGUCGUUUCCACCCGACAUGGUCCGGAUAGAGACACCCCUCCCCAAAUCUCUCACUCUUCUCAAAAUAGAAGGCUUCCCGAAUCUGAAGAAACUGAGCAGCAAGGGCUUUCAAUUCCUCACCUCCCUUCAAUAUCUGGGACUUUGGAAUUGUCCAAAGCUAGCAUCCAUUCCAGAGGAGGGUCUGCCUCCUUCACUAGAGCAUCUUAACAUCCAUAAGUGUCCAGUGCUAAAAGAGAGAUGCCAACCAGGAAAAGGACGCUACUGGCACAAAAUAUCCCACAUCCCUGCCGUACAUCUGUUUUGAGAUGAUUUGAAGCUGAUGGUCCAAGUAUCAUCUCUCGAGGAAUGUUUUAAUAUUAUUAGUAUGGUUUUGGGGGUUGAGGAGUGGCUGCUUUGGGAGGCCUUCAAUUGGCGACAACCGGGAUAUUUCUCGGCCAACGUUUCUUCUUCCGGAUUCC
Malus domestica (apple) is the source of this 4888-nucleotide messenger RNA. RefSeq names its product putative disease resistance RPP13-like protein 1. Lineage: Eukaryota; Viridiplantae; Streptophyta; Magnoliopsida; Rosales; Rosaceae. The record is from RefSeq and is a predicted model, not a curated record. Gene Ontology annotation, biological process: defense response to other organism. Gene Ontology annotation, molecular function: ADP binding.